ACUGUGCAGCACAGGGUGGGCAGUGUAACAGGCUGGGGGGCUAUUGCUGAAGAUGCUGGGGAAGACAGUGAGAAGGGUUCCUCUGCAGCCUCACUAGAGAACAUUUCCUCUUUCCCACUGCAACAUAAGAUGCUAAAGAGGUAACACAUUGGGAAGAAAGCCUCAACGCGGAAUCAAACCAAGAACUUUAAUCUAACUUGAUUUUAUAGUUUGGACAACACCCCAAGUUCUUUAGCUUAUGGUACAGCCAAUAAAAAAAAACACAGGGAGGGGGCUCCAUGACGGUUUCCAGCCAUGCAAUGUUCCUGGAAGGCUGUCCUCUUACUAGCUCUGGCUUCUAUUGCAAUUCAGUAUACAGCCAUUCGCACCUUCUCCACCAAAUCCUUCCAACUUUGCCCCACUGCCAAUCCAGCAAACUGUAGCCCUGGCACAGAUCCCUCAGACUCCCUGGAUAGAGUGUGUGACGAUAACCCACCAUUUUCUUCUAACUUCUCCAGAAAGACUCAUAUUCUUAUCUUGGCUACCACUCGCAGUGGGUCCUCUUUUGUAGGUCAGCUCCUCAAUCAGCAUUCAGAUGUCUUCUACUUGUUUGAACCUCUUUAUCAUGUCCAAUAUACCUUAAUUCCUAAGAUGACUCAAAGUAAGAGCCCUGCUGACCGCAGGGUGAUGCUGGGAGCUAGCAGAGACCUUUUGAGGAGCUUGUAUGAUUGUGACCUUUAUUUUAUGGAGAACUAUAUUAAGCCACAGCCCAUUAAUCACACUACAGAUAAACUAUUCAGGAGGGGAGCAAGCAAAGCCUUAUGCUCUUUGCCAGUCUGUGACACUGAUAUAUAUCUAGAAGAGGGGGACUGUGUUAAGAAAUGUGGAAGUUUGAAUCUAACAUUGGCAAUGGAAUCCUGUAAGGACCAUGACCAUGUGGCUAUUAAAACAGUCCGGGUACCUGAAGUAAAUGACCUACGGGCUUUGGUGGAGGACCCACGGCUAAAUAUGAAGGUGAUACAGUUAGUGAGGGACCCCAGAGGCAUCUUGGCUUCUCGCACAGAAACUUUUCGAGACACUUACAGGCUAUGGAGAAUAUGGAGAGCCACUGGCCGUAGACCAUAUAACCUGGAUGUUACUCAGCUGACCACAGUUUGUGAGGACUUCUUAAACUCUGUGUCUACUGGACUUAGUCGGCCUCAGUGGCUAAAAGGUCGAUAUAUGCUGCUUAGAUAUGAAGACCUGGCUAGAAAUCCAAUGAAAAAGAUGGAGGAGAUAUAUGAUUUCCUUGGUGUCCCAGUAGAUGGAAAUGUAGAGCGAUGGAUCCAGAAUAAUACUCGUGGUGAUCAGUCAUCAGCCAAACACAAAUAUGGCACUGUCAGAAACUCUGCAGCCACAGCUGAAAGCUGGCGACUGACUCUUUCAUAUGACAUUGUAGAAUUUACCCAGAAUGCCUGUCGGCAAGUACUAUCCCAACUAGGCUAUAAGACUGUUGGUUCAUCCCUGGAACUUCGAAACCUCUCCUUCAGCUUAAUAGAGGAUAAAACUUUUACUCUAUUUUUGUAA
Molecule: messenger RNA, 1545 nt
Organism: Bombina bombina (fire-bellied toad)
Lineage: Eukaryota; Metazoa; Chordata; Amphibia; Anura; Bombinatoridae
Gene: CHST1
Product: carbohydrate sulfotransferase 1
Exons: 3
Coding region: 295-1545 (416 amino acids)
Biological process (GO): keratan sulfate proteoglycan metabolic process; N-acetylglucosamine metabolic process; carbohydrate metabolic process
Cellular component (GO): Golgi membrane
Molecular function (GO): keratan sulfotransferase activity; N-acetylglucosamine 6-O-sulfotransferase activity
Source: RefSeq, a predicted model, not a curated record